GUGUACGUCAUUCAAAACUGUAAUAUCAUUAAAGCUAAGAGAAGUAGCCUUGAGCGAAGCGUGGAACACCAUUCGAAAUGCCUCAAACGCACCUCCUUCAGCGGGCGCGACCCCCUCGGCGAGCGCUCGAUCACCUACGCCUGCGUGUACAUCCUGGGCAUCCACUUCCGGGUUCCCCAGACACUCCUCCCGAGCCACGCCAGCAUCCAGGUCCUCGUCGUGUUCCUGUGGAUGUACAGCAUCAUCCUCACUACCGGCUACAGCAGCAACCUCACGGCCUUUCUCACCGUGAAGAGGCAGCCCCCCAGCAUCGAGACCAUCAAGGAGCUGCGGGAGUCCAGGCUCAAUGUCUUCGGCGUCGGCCCCUUCUUCGGGAACUCGAUGGCGCAGUCGGAGAACCCCCACCUGAGAGCCCUGGCGGAGAGGUUCGUGUCCAUGUCUUCCUUCAGCGACAUCGCCGAGCAGGUCCUGGCGGGGCGCGGCGUCAUGAUCCAGAGCGGCACGUUCCUCCAGUACAUGGGCGACCAGCUGACCACCUCCAGGGGCUUGCCGAGGGUUAGAGUCAUCCAGAGUAUCAGUGGUAGAGUUCAUUGUGGUAAAUGUUGA
Penaeus monodon (black tiger shrimp) is the source of this 606-nucleotide messenger RNA. RefSeq lists its product as uncharacterized. Bases 232 to 606 code for a protein of 124 amino acids. Lineage: Eukaryota; Metazoa; Arthropoda; Malacostraca; Decapoda; Penaeidae. The record is from RefSeq and is a predicted model, not a curated record. The transcript is spliced from 3 exons.